CCCAUCGCGCCCAACGUUCUCCAAGUUGAGUGGGCCAUAGUUCGCGCCAAACAUGCCGCUGGCCUCCCCCCAUCAUUCCCCAAUGGCGGUCCCCAAGCCUCAGACCACCUCAAUGUUCAAGAAACGCUCCGCGACUUCGCUGUCGGCAAUGGCGUCGGCGGCCUCAUAUCUGUCGGCUCUGUCGCAGGCGGACGCCAGGGCAAGGGGGACUUCCAACGGCUCGCCCACGUCGACCCCUGCGCUGUCCAUUUCGUCGUCGAUCACAUCUUCGUCAGAGGACACCGUGUUGCAUGAAGACGAGGACAAUUCGCAUGGCCUGUCGCUGCCAGCGAGGCCUCCCACGUCUGAGCAGGUGUUCACGACCGUGCACACCGAGUUUGGACACUGUGCCAACGAAGAGUAUCGUAUGACAUCCAAGCACACACCCGGCGAGGAUGUGCCAGGUCACAUCGAACAGGACCCUCCCUACUACAUCCUCCUCUCCACCUAUAUCAGCUAUCUUAUUCUUAUAGUCUUGGGACACGUUCGGGACUUUAUUGGCAAGCGUCUCAAAUCUGCGUCUUACCAGCACUUGAUACCCAGAGAUGGAUAUGCACCUCUCAACUCGGAUUUCGAUUCUUUCUAUACCCGGCGGCUGAAAACUAGGAUGGACGAAUGUUUCUCUCAACCUGUCACCGGUGUCGCUGGCCGUACGAUCAUGCUCCUCGACCGCAUCUCACCUGACUACAACCACACCCAAAUCCUUACCGGUACCAAGACCCGCGCACUUAACAUCUCGUCUUACAACUACCUCGGCUUUGCACAGGCUCGCGGUGGAUGUGCGGACGCUGUCGAAGAAAGCAUCAGGCGUUACGGCGUCUCGACCUGUGGUUCUCGGCUUGAAGGUGGCUCGAGUGAUUUGCACACCAGCAGCGAGGCCUUGGUAGCCAAGUUUGUUGGCAUGGAAGAUGCUCUGAUCUGUUCCAUGGGUUUCGCCACCAACUCGACGUACAUCCCAGCACUCGUGUCCAAAGGUUGCCUAGUCAUCUCCGACGAGCUCAAUCACGCAUCCAUCCGAUUUGGCGUUCGUAUCAGCGGUGCCCAUGUCAGACUGUUCAAGCACAAUGACAUGAAGAGCUUGGAAAACUUGCUGCGGGAAGUCAUCAGUCAGGGGCAACCUAAAACCCACCGACCAUGGAAGAAGAUUCUCGUCAUUGUUGAGGGCUUGUACAGUAUGGAGGGAACUCUUGUUAACUUGCCUCGUAUCAUUGAAUUGAAGAGGAAGUACAAGUUCUACCUCUUCGUCGAUGAGGCACACUCGAUCGGUGCUAUGGGUCCUCACGGCCGCGGUGUUGCGGACUACUUCGGCAUCAAUCCUCGCAACAUUGAUAUUCUCAUGGGCACAUUCACGAAAUCCUUCGGUGCCGCUGGUGGCUACAUUGCUGGCAGCAAGGCUAUCAUCGAUCGACUCCGUGUGCAUGGACACUCGGGACCUUACGCAGAAGCAAUGACGCCUCCCGUCCUUACUCAGGUUGUUGCAUCCAUGGCCAGUAUCAUGGGUGUGACUGCCCCUGCCGCCUCGACAUCCUCUUCCACUCUCCGCCUCGCAUCCGCCCCUGCUUCCGUCGAGGAAGAAUACGUCCAUCCCGGUCCCGCUCCUCAUUCCAGCCUCCCACAAUGGCUAAACCUCCCUGUCCAACUCUCUUCCGGUUCCGAAGGUCAAGCCCGGCUCCGCCGCCUCGCCUUCAACUCCCGUUACCUCCACAAUGGUCUCAUCAAACUCGGCUUCAUCACCUACGGCCACCCCGCCUCCCCUAUCGUCCCCCUCCUCCUCUUCAACCCCGGCAAGAUGAACAUGUUCCACCGAAUGAUGAAGGACCGCCAGACGCCCAUUAUCACCGUCGUCGUCGCCUACCCCGCCACGCCGCUCGUUACGAGUCGAGUGCGGUUCUGUGUCAGUGCGGCACAUACGAAGGACGACAUCGACACGAUUUUGAGGGCAUGUGAUGAGAUCGGUGAUGUGUUGGAUUUGAAGCAUGGAAUUCCUCGAAGGGAGAGGUGGAGCAUUGAGGAUAUCACCUCAAGGGCUGUAGAGUUGGCUGCCAUGUUGAAGUAA
Molecule: messenger RNA, 2095 nt
Organism: Coprinopsis cinerea okayama7#130
Lineage: Eukaryota; Fungi; Basidiomycota; Agaricomycetes; Agaricales; Psathyrellaceae
Product: serine palmitoyltransferase 2
Exons: 3
Coding region: 83-2095 (670 amino acids)
Biological process (GO): sphingosine biosynthetic process; ceramide biosynthetic process
Cellular component (GO): serine palmitoyltransferase complex
Molecular function (GO): serine C-palmitoyltransferase activity; pyridoxal phosphate binding
Source: RefSeq, a predicted model, not a curated record